Melitaea cinxia (Glanville fritillary) is the source of this 3331-nucleotide messenger RNA. It is a transcript of the gene Gbs-76A, whose product is annotated as glycogen-binding subunit 76A. Gene Ontology annotation, biological process: regulation of glycogen biosynthetic process. Gene Ontology annotation, cellular component: protein phosphatase type 1 complex. The record is from RefSeq and is a predicted model, not a curated record. Bases 592 to 2283 code for a protein of 563 amino acids. The transcript has 2 exons. Lineage: Eukaryota; Metazoa; Arthropoda; Insecta; Lepidoptera; Nymphalidae. Gene Ontology annotation, molecular function: glycogen binding; protein phosphatase 1 binding.
GCUGCACGUCUAUGGUGGCUGGAUCUUCGAGGGCGCUUUCAUAUCACGCGUCGGUGCGUGAACAUCACGCAGCGUCGGCGUGAGACUUAUUUAUACUGUAUAAUUACCCUCGUCGACAUACUAACAUUCAUAUCGACGGGAUCGAUGGAUUAUCUGCCACUAACUUAAUUUGUGUAAACAAAAGUAAGCGAAUUGGCCAUUAUAGUUGAUUAGAUGUCUAGAAUUGGUGUUGUGCGAUGCGCAAGCGCAGCGCGACCGGCGCCGGGCGCUCUGAGCCUCUGACCGUAUCAACAUUCAACUCAUUCGUCUCACGCACUGGCAUCGGGCGGCCGUGCAUACCGAUAUAUCAUUCCGAAUAUAGUAACUACCCGCAAAAAUAAUUUUAUUAACAUAAAAAAUAAAUUAAAAUAUUUAGAAAGUCCUAAAAGCGAAACGGAACGAUAUUUUAAUCAGGCUUAUACUGUGGAAUAUUUUACUUUGGUGUCUGAAUAAAAAAUAAGCGCAGUGUUGUUGAACAUAUAUAUUGUUGUGGGACAGUUGAGGAAUAAUAGUGCUGUUAAAGACAGAUCGUGUGCAAAAAUUAAACAAUAUAUGAGUUCACAGGAAUUACAAAUGUCACUAGAACACCAAAUCCCGCUGAUGAAAAAGACGCAGAUGAGCAGUGAUCGCACCGGGUCGCCGUGCGGCUUGACAUCAUUGCUGCCGAUGUCGUGUCGCGGUCGUGCCGCCGCGUUCGCUCGGGACUUACAUUCACGACUACGCAGUCUCGGAGCUACUGAAGAAGAUGAAUCUGAAAAUAGGUGGCUUACUACUGGCGAUAAUUCUGUCCAUCAACCAACCAGCUCCACACACGUGCAACAGGACAUAAAAACCUUUUAUGAUUUUGAACUUGAAUGCGAAAGUCCGUCUAGUCCUACAGAUGCAUAUGAGCCAUCAUAUCUAGGAAGACAACAUGAAAAUACAGAUCCGACUUUUUAUGAUGUUGAUACAGAUCCACAACUUAAAGAACAAAGUAAAUUAAUGCUCAAACAACCAGACAAAGAUAAAAAUGGGUUCAAAUUUUCUACAGCAUUCUUUUCGGAAUCCCCCGUUAAACUACAACCUGUAUCGAGAGAAAAUGGUAAUGACAAACCUCUAUAUUCUCCAAUAACUUUUGAGGGUUGUUCUCGGCAAAACAGUUACGAUGAAAUUGAUUCUGCGCUACAGCUCACCUCCCCAAAAGCGGCAGAUCGAUUAAGUAUGAUUCAUCAGUCAAAUUCAGGUAUAGAUAGCGACUCAGAAUUUGAAUCAGCAAAAAGUGAUCCCUCUGAUCCUAUCGAUGAUUUACAUCAAUCUGCACAGUGUGAUAUAACCGAUGCUGUUGAUAAUUUGUCAAUUACUGAUACUGAUACGCUCAACGAAGAAGAUUUUUUAACAGGAAACGUUGAAAAUCUGAAUUUAAACGACUUAAACGAAAGUAACGUCUGUGUAAGUAAUGGUUUAGCAGAAAUAGUUACCAGUGAAGUUCCUAUCGAUAAAGAAAUAUCACCUACUCCUGAAAUUAAUCCUUCAUUGCUUAAAGCGGAGACAAAAGCGGAAGAUGAAUCAGAAGAUGAUAAGCCGCAACGAGUUCGUAGAUGCUCUUCUCUAAAAAGUGGAAAAACGCCACCCGGAACGCCGGGUCGAAAAAAAAUCGUGCGAUUUGCCGAUGUGUUAGGACUCGAUUUGGCUGAUGUAAAGACAUUUAUGGAUGAAAUACCAGUUAUUCCAAAAUCUGCUUACGAUGAUCUUAGUGGUUGUGACGUACAAAGUUCGCCACCGGCCCGACCUGCCUCGCGCUUCGGUGCUUUAACAUUAGUUCCUUUAUUCCAACUACCACGCGAUGUCACUGAAAAAUUAGAAAAACAAAAUGUUUGUUUGGAAAGCUCGCGCGUCUGCGACGGAGUUCAUGUUACAAUAUGCGGCUCUGUUCGAGUACGAAACUUAGACUUUCAUAAGACUGUACACAUUCGCUACACUAUGAAUCGUUGGAAGACAUUCACAGACUUACAGGCGAUGUACGUGCAAGGGUCAUGCGAUGGUUACUCAGAUCGUUUUCAGUUUGUGUUAUAUGCACCAUGCAUUUCAUCGGGGCAGAGAUUAGAAUUGGCUGUGAGAUUUCAAUGUAAAGGUCAACAAUUCUGGGACAGUAACAAUGGAGCUAACUACGCUUUCGAUUGUUUAGCGCUGGGCGCAGUGUCAUCCACACCUUCGUCAUCAGGGACACUGCACCCCUCCGUGGACUGGCAUCCGUCCUUCUACUGAAUCAGUGUCAUAACACGGAAGGUGUAUAGUUCAUGUCGAGCGUCGGUAGCGAUUCAAAGCGAGAAGUCCGGCAGGUCUCGGUCCGACUGCGUGUCCUCAAGCGGCUCGCGGAAACGAACGUAGCUGAUCACAUUCCUGUGCCUGUAUUAACUGCUGCGGCGCGUCCAUCGAGGGCUAAGGAAGAAUGAUUGAGGCUUGCGUCGUAUAAUUUUUGUGAUAUACAAUUUAGAUUAGGCGUAGGAUAUAUAACUACGAGUUGACUCGUGUAGAGUGCCAUUUGCCGCAACAAUUUCCUUUGUAGAGUUUUACGUAGGUACUAUUACUUUGUAAUACGGUGUCCUGUGGACGAUAAAGAAGCAAUACUGGGUACCGAGGAGUGUGUAGAUAGCGAGGCGUGAGCCGCCCUCUGUUCCUGUGUAAAUAUAUCGAGAGAUAAAUUCUGAAUGAUAUUAAUUUAAAUAUUAAUAUUUUAAUAAGUCUUUUUACGAAACUGUAGCCGUAUUAAAUAUCUUUAUCUCAAGAAAACGUUUAGCUGGUGAGGUUUUAUUCACGUUAACUACGAAAUUAGAUAAAUAAAUAUAUUGAUAAAAAAAUUAAAUAUAUGACAGAAUUAGCUAUUGUUAGGUUUUUACAAUAUUUUAUGAAUUGUUACAAUAGUUAUCUACAUCGAUGUCAGUUACUAAUUAAGUGUCCUUAGUGGCAUCUAUAAAACUGUCUGUGCUCGAUAAUGUUAUUAAAUCGAUAUAAUAUUUUAUAUUUUUAUAAUUACAGAAUCAUGACAAAUCGAUUCAUAUCUCAUCACACACGAGAAUUUAGAUAAACUGUUAUAUCGGUCCCUGAGAAACUAUUUUAAAAUGAGACUAAUUGAAAUUACUAAUAAUAUUUAUUACUAUGUUUUUUAUUUUGUAUGUACCUGAAAUUUUGUAAUGUGGCCAUAUUAAUAAUUAUUUUAUAGAACGAGAACCCUAUUUUAUUAUUUUAUAUUGUUACAUUUGACACCUGUUUUAGCAAUAAAUCUUCGAAUAAAUGAAUGUGCAUAAUAUUUACA